Pungitius pungitius (ninespine stickleback) is the source of this 1817-nucleotide messenger RNA. RefSeq names its product S100 calcium binding protein U (gene s100u). Lineage: Eukaryota; Metazoa; Chordata; Actinopteri; Perciformes; Gasterosteidae. Gene Ontology annotation, molecular function: calcium ion binding; calcium-dependent protein binding. Gene Ontology annotation, cellular component: perinuclear region of cytoplasm. The transcript has 3 exons. Bases 153 to 899 code for a protein of 248 amino acids. The record is from RefSeq and is a predicted model, not a curated record.
GAAAGAAAAAAAAAUCACGGAAGAGAUUGUGCUGUCCUACUAGUUUGACCAAGUUCCCUGGGCUCAGAGAGGCGUAGAAAAGGCAGGAGAAAAGAGCAGAAAGUUUGCGCACAUUUACACACUUCAGUUGUCCUUUACACGAGAGAGGAGUAAUGGAAUCUGCUAUUCAGACCAUAGUGAAGGUCUUCCUGAAGUCGACCAAGGGGAAGGAGAGUCUUGGACAGAGUCAGCUCCAGGGCCUCGUCAAGAGCCAGCUCUCCAACAUCCUUUCGGACACAGACAGCAAGGAGGCGAUCAAAAACAUGGGCAAGGGACUGGAUGCCAACCACGACGGCAAGGUCGGUUUUGAGGAGUACCUGAAGCUUGUCGGCUACCUGGCGACCUCGCUCAGCGAGCAGCGCAACCUCGCCCAAGAAGAGCCCGCCCAAAAGGCUGCGUCUGGACAGGAGGCACAAACCUCCACCUCUCCGGACAAAGAGGCGGAGAAGCCAAAGGCAAACGCAGAAGCUAAAGACGUAAAGCCAGGGGAAAGCUCAGCUGCAAAGGAGGAAGCAAAGUCAGAGGAAAACGCAAAGGCAAAGGUGGAGGCAAAGCCAGAAGCCAAUACUGAAGCAAAAAUAGCAGCCAUUGCUGAAAUAAAGGUGAAUGAAAAUGUAGGAGAAUCAGUGGUAAAAAAGUUACAGGGGGAGACCAAGCUUGAGGCAGCAGCUGAAGAGGAGAAGAAAGCAAUGGAGGGAGGGGCAGUAUUAAACGAUCUGUCAGAAAUGCCAUUGCCAGUGUGUAGUAAAUCAGAGGAGGUGAUUGAUGUAGCAAAGAAGGUGGAGAAGGUGGUUGCAGCUGCCGAGGAAGAAGUGGAGAAGAAGGUAGAGGAGGCGACCUCAUUGGCAAAGAAAGAAUAAUCACACUACUCACUUGCAUUCAACACUACACAAAACACAGCAUUAAUGCUCUAUUAAACUGGAAAGCCACUAAAACAUUUUUUUAAAAUUCAAACAACAUAAAAUAAAAAAUGCAGUUAAAACAUUAACAAACCCAACUGUAUUCCUCAUGUACGAUAAAUAACACUCCAUGUGAACAGCAUGUACGUCCCACUAUAGUCCCACUAUAGACAUUUACCUCAAUAAGAUCCUAUCUUAUGAUUGCAUGCACACUACAUACGCUACUAUACAUGCAUGCCAAAUGCCAGUGAAGAAGUGAAAUGCAAAAUAUGAUUUACCUGCAGCAGCCACACUGGUGACCAAGUGUCACUGCAGCCAUUAUAUUACGUUUAAAUCCCAUUCAUUAUCCACUUUUAUCUUAAUCAAUCAUCUUAAAAAUCCUCUAUUUAGUAAACUCUCCUUGGUAUGGCAUGGCCUAAAGGACUAUUUUAACUAUAAUUCUAAACUAAUGUUAUAGUUAAAAUAUUCCUUUAUGCAAUUAUUAUAACUGGCUUUCUUGCAAGGACUUAGAUGAGACAAUUGACACCGCCGUUAUGUCCGUCCAUGCAGUAUGAAGCUACAGCCAAAAUGUCAAAGAUGUAACAUUUACCAUGGAUUUUGUUCAAUUUGAACAGAGCCAGGUUAGUUUCUGUUUUUUGACUAGGCUAAACUAAUCGCCAGCUAUAGCUUAACAUUUAGCAUACAGACACAAGUGGUGUCAAUCAUCUCAGCAAAUCUCAGCCAGAAUCCCAAUAAUUCCCAAGAUUGUGACGUUUGAAGGAAAAUAACAAACAGUAACACUACUUUUUUCUUUUUUUUCUCUUUUAAGUAACCUUGUUAUUUACCUGAUUAUAACAUUAUAUAAGCAUUAGACAAUAAACUAAUGGUUUGCUAAAGAUU